Molecule: messenger RNA, 1701 nt
Organism: Ectocarpus sp. CCAP 1310/34
Lineage: Eukaryota; Phaeophyceae; Ectocarpales; Ectocarpaceae
Source: the annotation of a GenBank genome assembly
UACCUCUUCCGCCCGUCUGCAGUUGCUCGUUGCCCGUUGCCCAUCGCCGUAUCUCAUGGUUUGUUGCCGGGGAUUGGCCCUUCCUAUUUUCCUGGCGUGGCCAGUAGCACAUGCGUACGUCCAACUUGGCUUGCAUGCCGUCGCACGCCCUGACGUGUUGACGACAUCACGGGUGAAGCUGCAACAACGGCGGUCCCUGUCUAUGUCACAGGGGGAGUCAUGUAGCAAUCGCAGAGUCGGCGGCCGCUCGAGAUCACCGCUGGGUGCCGGCUCGACAAGUCGAGAACAGUUCCUCGGGGGGCUUCUGGCCUCCUCUGCUGCAUUGCUUGCGUGCUCAGCUGCGGCUAACGCAGCAGCAGAACAGAAGGCAGAGGUCAGCAAUGCUCCCGCCGUAGCAGGACAAUCGGAAUACCAGCAUCCACCACCAACCGCCGUGGUCACUGAGUCGGAGUCGGCAGCUUCAAGCGCCAUCUCGGGUCUGGUGGCCGGAGCUGCUGUUUCCACCUCCAAGCAGCUCUUGCUCUACCCCAUUGACACCGUUAAGACUCGGCUGCAGCUACCCCGAGAUGGCUCACCUCCCGAGCUUUUCCGCGGAUUGUACGAUGGCGUCUUACCCCCCUUGCUAGCAGGCCUACCCUCAGGCGCGCUAUUUUUCUCGGCGAAGGACGCUUUUAGCACGGCGAUCAGCAACGUAUCGGGGGGACAGUACGCAGAACUUACGACUAUCGCGGCAGUGGGCCUAGCGCAGUUUCCGUACUGGGGCAUCCGCACUCCAGCGGAGCUUCUCAAGACCAGGUCCCAGGCUGGCUUGUCGAGCGGAAGCGGGGCUGGGUUCGAUGGGGCCAAGUCCAUCCUGGCCGACGAAGGCCUGAGAGGGCUGUACACGGGCUACUCCUCCAACAUCGCCUACGCCUUCCCGGCCGAUGCUAUCAAAUUCUUGGUUUACGGGGUCCUUAAACGAUCCGCCAAGAAGGCCAAAGGCGGGGCGAAGUUGAGCACUAUCGAGGCCGCCGUGCUGGGGUCUGGAGCAAGCCUUGCUGCGCAGGCCGUCACGACUCCUUUAGAUGUCGUACGCACGAGGGUGAUGACCGUAUCUUCGGACGACGAGGGCUACGAAGGGGGUGUUCUUGGCGCGCUUGGGACAAUCUCCCGCGAGGAGAGCUUUUCGGCGCUGUGGACUGGCAUCAACCCUCGCAUGGCGCGAUCGGUGCUGAGCGGCGCGAUCCAGUUCGGAUCGUACGAGUUUGUCAAGGGGCUCUUCGGUGUGGAGCCUCGAAAGUUGUAGCGUCGUGAGCGCUCGCUACACAGUUGCCUCCUCGUACACGAGACGUUGAUCUGCGCUUCUCGGAAAUUCUGUGCUAGAAGACACGCCUGUGUUGGGUGGAGGCCCGCCUGUUACAUUUAUCGCUGCGAAGGUACACAACCACGCUCGCCCAUGUAUCUCUUUGACAUUGUUAUUGUUGCAUGUAGUUGGGAUCUAAAACCUAUUUUUUUUUAUAGGGUGCAAGGUGUAGCGAAUGGACAGGAACCGAUGGCGCGCGACGAACAAGUUGUUGACCAACGGGCCAACCGGAGCAUACGAAACGGGGCCAUUGCGACUGUUCUUAUUUCUGCCGGUCGAUGUUGUCGUCCAUGAUAGGUCAUCAUGUGGGUCUCAAGACACGAUCCUUGUGAGCUCGUCAGCGAUCUCUUUUCCAAGGC